AUGAGGCUUCAGGAAGUCCUCUUGAGGAAAGUGUUGUCUCAGCUGAGAUCUAAAGGACGAGCUGGCCAGGCACAGAGGCCAGGAAGAUGCAAGCGUGCUUCAGGUGGAGGGACACAUGUGCCAAGGCCUAGAGCCCUGAAAAAGCCAGACACGUUUGAAGAACUGAACAGUAUUCAGCACGGCUGGAGCACAGAAAAUGAAAUGACUGAUUCUGAAAGUGGUGGCCCUGUACAAGAGGAGAGCGAAGGAAGCAACAUCAGCCAAAACCUUGGAAGAGCAGAGAGACCUGGCACAGACUGUCCAGGGAUGGAGCAGCAACCAUCCAGUGCCCAGAACUGGCAAGCAGCCUCAGCUAACUGGCUAUGA
Messenger RNA from Rangifer tarandus platyrhynchus (Svalbard reindeer), 366 nucleotides. The record is from the annotation of a GenBank genome assembly. NCBI's taxonomy places the organism in Eukaryota, Metazoa, Chordata, Mammalia, Artiodactyla, Cervidae.